GUAUGCCUCACUCAUUCUGCUGUUAAUCAGAGUAACACACACAUACACACAUAGCACACUGUGGAAUUACGGAUCUGGAUCACUCUGGACUCCAGAAGCUUUUAUUUCGGGGAAAAUUUCCUAUGAGAAUCAGGAGAAGAGAGAAGAAACUACAAACCGGCUUCAUCUGAAGGAUCUAUCUUUAGGCCAUAUCUCUUCUAACAGAGAAGCCAAAAUGACCGACGUAGCCGGAGUGCCCAAAGCCCUUGAAAAUGUUAAAAACACAGAGCAAAUUAAUGACUCAAUGCACCUUGAUGUCAUGGAGAAUCUUGAGACUAAAGAGGAGGAGAUGAAUGGUGUGACAGAGGAAAAGAAGAGUCAACAAAGAAGAGUGGCAGGACGAGGAAGCGUGAAAGGCCACAGAAGAGCCUGGAGGCUGGGCUCACCGAAGUGGAAAACAUGAAUGAUGUUGGGAGCUUAGAGGUCUCGACUGAGAAGGACGAAGCCAACCUGACAGAUGUUGCUCUGAAGCAAGAGAGGCUUCUCAAGAUCAACAAACCAGUGCAGAAGAGCUACGUCCCAAAAAUCGGCAAAGGAGAUGUGAAGAGCAAGUUUGAGGCCAUGAAGAAGGUCAGAGAGGAGAGGAACCGCAUGAGGAGUGAGGAGGAGCAGAAGAAACGGAAGGAACAGUACAUCAAAGAGCGAGAGAGAAUCCGCAAAAAACAAUUGAUAAAAGAGCUGCUUGCUUCUAGUGACGAGGAGGAGGAGGAGGAAGUAAAACCGGUCGAGAAAUCGUAUGUCCCCAAGAUCAUCGGCAGUGUGAAGGGGAAGUUCGCUGAGAUGGAGAAGCACAGGCAGGAAGACCAAAAGAAGAAGAUGGAGGAAGAGAGGAAGAAGCGCAUCACCCAGGAAGCCUUGGAGAAGGCCAAGAUUCAGAAGGAAUUAGCCAAGAAGGCAGAGAUGGAAGGAGAUAGCAGUGUUUUGGUGCAAGUCGUCCCAAUGAAAUCGCAAAAGCAACCUGGGAGGAUCAAAAUGAAUUUCGAAGACAUGGAGAAGAGUCGAGAGGAGGAGAUAAAGAAGAGGAGUGAGGAGGAAAAGAAGAAGAGAUAUGACGAGAACCGGCGUUCGUUCAGAGAGGCCAAGCGGCAUUCUGUUUCUGCAAACCAGGAUGAUGAGGAGUGUCAGGGAAAAGAGAAGGAGCGCAUGACUCCAGGAAAGCUGCAGCUGACCUUUGAGGAGCAGGAGAAGGAGCGACAGGAUAAGCAAAAGAAGCAGGCCGAGGAGGAGGCCAAGAGGAGGCUUCAGGAGGAGAGGAGAGCUUUUGAGGAGGCUAAACUGGGCAUGGCUCCGGAUGAUGAGGACGAGACGAGACAAGAUGAGAAGGAAGAGAUCCGACCAGGGAAACUCAGGCUCAGCUUCGAAGAGCUGGAACGACAGAGACUGGAGGAUGAACACAAACGUGUGGAGGAGGAAAGAAAGAGACGCAUCGUGGAGGAGAGAAAGGCGUUCGCUGAUGCCAGAAAGAGCAUGCACCUAGACGAGGAAGAUGACAUCCUGCUGGCUGCAAUGAGCGUCGAUGAGGGAGCCACUCCUGGGAAACUGGCCAUCAGCUUUGAGGAUCUGGAGAGGCAGCGCCGUGGGGAAGAGCAGAAGAGGAAGGAAGAAGAGGCCAAACGUCGCCUGGAGGAGGAGAAGAGGCUGUUCGCCGAAGCUCGCAAGAACAUGGACGAUGUGGAGGUGCUUGGGGCAGGAGAAGUGCAGGAUGAGGACGAGACUCUGUUGAGGACGGAGUCACAGGAAGCACUGCAUCCUGGGAAGCUGGAGAUCAACUUCGAGGAGAAGAUGAAGAUAAAAGAGGAAGAGGAGCGGAAAAGGAAGGAGGAGGCACGGCGUAAGAAGUUUGAAAUGGAGAAAAAAGAGUUUGAGCAGAUGCGUCAGGAGAUGGGCGAGGAAAUAAUCAAUGAGACGACGGAGGUGGUAAGCACCGAGUAUGAGGAGCUAACAAAACUGAAGAGAACUGGCACCAUCCAGGCCAAGAACCUGAAGGUGAAGUUUGAAAAGAUCAAGCAGCUUACAGAUGAGGAGAUUCAGAAGAAGAUUGAAGAGGAACGAGCAAGGAGGAAAGCCAUCGAUGAUGAGAUCAAAGAGAGAGAAGCAGAGCGCUGUGCUGAGGAUGAGGACGAGGACAUGAAGGGCGCUGCGAAACCAGAGGACGCACCAUUCAAGCAGAAAGUGGACAUGCGUGCACGGUUCGAACAGAUGGCCAAAGCACGUGAGGAGGAAGAGAAGAGGAGAAUCGAAGAGCAGAAGCUCCAGAGGAUGCAGUUCGAACAGCAGGAAAUCGACUCAGCACUCCAAAAAAAAAAGGAGGAUGAAGAUGAAGAUGAAGGCAGCGUUGUGAACGGCUCGGCAACCUUCGACGAGGAGGACGAUCACGUCCGCUCUGGCGCUCCGUGGUUCAAAAAGCCGCUGAAGAACCAGACGGUGGUGGACUCUGAGCCUGUGCGCUUCACAGUGAAGAUCACGGGUGAGCCCAAGCCUGAGGUUACGUGGUGGUUCGAGGGUGAGCUGCUGCAGGACUGCGAGGAUUAUCAGUACAUUGAGCGUGGUGAGACCUACUGCCUCUACCUGCCUGAGACCUUCCCCGAGGAUGAGGGCGAGUACAUGUGCAAGGCUGUGAACAGCCGCGGCAGCGCCGCCAGCACGUGUAUCCUCACCAUCGAAACUGAGGACUACUGAACCAACCCCCACUCUCUUUCUCCGGAACUUUCCCUGUCUGUUCAUAUGUCCUUGUCUUUGUCUUUUUUUUUUUUUUAAAUAUCUCAUGGUAGGGCCAAACAUUCUUCUUCAGGUGAGGAAAGCAGCCUGAAUGUGUGUGUAUGUGUGUGUGUGAUUUUCCACCAUUCCUCCCAUGAAUCCACACGAGGUUAAAGUAAGUAAAGAUGUGUUUACAUGUGAAAGCUGCCCUCACCAUCAGAAAGAAGCCUUUCAGCGAAUUUGUGCCAAAAAAACAAUCACCAGGUUCCCAUGAGCUUUUCAUACGUACACUUCGAUUCGACAAGAUUUAAGGCUUGAAUAACACAACAGGGUGAACUGCUGUUUCUGCUUGGCAGAGGAAUAAGAGGAAGCCCGGCUGUUUAAAAAUAAUCUCCAAGAAAUGUAAAAGAUUUUAGGAAGCAAGAAACAAUGAAUCACAAACUAUUUAUAUUUAUUUCACUAUAAAACUUGUCAUGUUACCAAAAACACUGCAGUGAAGUCCGGAAAAUGUCUCAAAACAUAUUACAGCUUUUGCUCUGAAAAUGGAGACUCCUUACAUAACUACAGUCCAUCAUAUGUGUCCCUUUGGACAAGCCGUUACUAUGGAACACCCAUAUGAAUCGAUUUUUACUCCUCAGUCAUAUAAUCUCACUGAUUUCUGAGCGGUCUGUGCCUCAUACAGCGCUUUAUUUAUUGUAAACGAUGCAGGAACAGCAGGAUUUCAUCCUUUUCGUGAUUUGAAAGUUCAUUUGAUGUUCACCUUUUCAUAAAGCAAUGUGUUUCUAUGUUGAGUUAAAGACUAUUGUGAUUAGCGUAGCGACAUUCUGCUGAGGUUUGCAUACAGUGAGUUUAGGAUAGAACUGUUUAAAAAAUUGUGAUUUUUAAACUUUUAAUAAAACAAACUAAAAAUGAAA
Molecule: messenger RNA, 3650 nt
Organism: Silurus meridionalis
Lineage: Eukaryota; Metazoa; Chordata; Actinopteri; Siluriformes; Siluridae
Gene: nexn
Product: nexilin (F actin binding protein)
Exons: 15
Coding region: 439-2718 (759 amino acids)
Biological process (GO): homophilic cell-cell adhesion; axon guidance; dendrite self-avoidance
Cellular component (GO): plasma membrane; axon
Molecular function (GO): cell-cell adhesion mediator activity
Source: RefSeq, a predicted model, not a curated record